This is a messenger RNA of Monodelphis domestica (gray short-tailed opossum), 1380 nucleotides long. Its product is annotated as tricarboxylate transport protein, mitochondrial-like. Lineage: Eukaryota; Metazoa; Chordata; Mammalia; Didelphimorphia; Didelphidae. Gene Ontology annotation, molecular function: citrate secondary active transmembrane transporter activity. Gene Ontology annotation, cellular component: mitochondrion. Gene Ontology annotation, biological process: mitochondrial citrate transmembrane transport. The record is from RefSeq and is a predicted model, not a curated record.
CGAGGCGGGAGGGGAGGGGGGACCGGCCGCGCCCUCGCGCCUCCUCCGCAGAGAGGCCCAGUGCUGAAGAUGGGCGGGAUCGAUGAGGGGGCAUGUCACGGCGAGCCCUAGGCUAGGGGUGGGGCCACGUGGGGCCGGGGGGCGGAGCCGGGGGAGGGCUCGAGGAAGCUCAGGGCUACGGCGCACGCAGUUGGGACCCUUUGGCUAGGAUGAGGCAGCAGGUUGAGGAGGGCCUCGGCCCCGGGUUCCCGCAGCGAGGCCUCAGCUUAGGCCUGGCCGCUGCCUCGAAGCUCCAGAGCACCAAACACAUCCACACCGGGAAGGCGAUCGUGGCCGGUGGCAUCGCCGGAGGCAUCGAGGUCUUUGUCACCUUCCCCACAGAGUACAUCAAGACUCAGAUGCAGCUGGAGGAGAAGGCCAAGAAUCCUCGGUACACCACUGUGGGUCACUGUGUCAAGCUGACCAUCCAGGAGCACGGCAUCCUGGGCCUCUAUCGGGGCCUCAGCAGCCUGCUCUAUGGCGCCAUGCCCAAGUCGGCAGUGAGGUUCGGCACGUUCCAGUUCCUGAGCAAUUACGCCAGAGAUGCCAACGGCAAGCUGAGCAACAUGAGGAGCUUCCUGUGCGGCCUCGGAGCCGGCGGCAUGGAGGCUGUGGUCAUCGUCUGCCCGCUGGAAACCAUAAAGGUGAAACUCAUCCACGAUCAGAAGAUGGGGAAGGCCAAGUACCGCGGGUUCUUCCAUGGCGUCCGGGAGAUUGUGCGCGAGCAAGGCCUACAGGGAAUCUACCAGGGCAUCACGGCCACCAUCAUCAAGCAGGGAUCCAACCAGGCCAUCCGGUUCUUCACUAUGACCUCCCUCCGCAACUGGUACCUAGAUGAUAAUCCGCAGAAAAAGAUGAACCCCUUCAUCACGGCUCUCUUUGGGAUCGCCGCGGGAGCAGCCAGUGUCUUCGGCAACACCCCAGUGGACGUGGUGAAAACGAGAAUGCAGAGCCUGGAAGCCUCCAAGUAUAAGAACACAUUGGAUUGUGCCAUCCAGGUCUAUAAAAACGAGGGCACCAAGGCAUUUUACAAGGGAACCCUUCCGCGCCUGGUCAGGGUCUGCCUGGACGUGGCCGUCGUCUUUGUCCUGUAUGACGAAAUCGUCAAAUUUCUGAACCUCAUCUGGUGACCGGCUGUCACGCAGUCCGCGCUCGGAUCUCCCUGGCCCCGUCGCUCGGCCCGCAGCCGCUCGCCGGCCCACUGGCCAGGGCAGAGCCCCCGGGCCCUCGGGCAGGAGGCGCCGGGCCUUCCCAGGCUGCCCUCGUCUGGCUUGCGAGGUUCCGGAUUCCCGAGUUCGAGCUGGCGCCCUUCCCGAAAGGUUCAAUAAAGCCUCGAGUGAC